ACUGAGGACCUGCGGACAGGAUGCGACAGCGGCAGGAGUGAGGGUGGCUGCCGCAGCUAGACUGGCCAGUCCUGACUCAGCUCAAGCAGACAGGGCGGAGGAGCGCCCCUGGAGGAAGGGCCCGGCCUUCAGCAACCUGGGGUUCCAGGCCUACCUACUUGGGUACGCCCAGUUCUGUGAUCUGGGCAAGUUCUGUUCCUCCUCUGAGCCUCAGUUUCCUCCCUGCUUAGCAGAGUAAAAACACGCCUUUUGCUUUGCACCGAAGUUUGCACGCCUCGUAUUUGACAAUGCGCUUGUUCUUCUGGCACACCUGGUUGUGCAAUGUCAGCGUCUAGAAGCAGCUGAGCAGCGAAAGCGGAAACACCCACAGGGCACUCCUCGGGCCCACCCACCUGCGGGAGGCGCCCUGAGACCGAGAGGCUGCCGGGCCCGGGGCCUCUGCCGGCUGCCCUUCGCCUCCCGCACGGCGCUCGCUCGGGGGACGCCCCCAUCCACUGCCCUCCGCAGCCUCAGGCACAAGGGCAAGGCCAGGGAAGCAAAGGGGGCAGCCAUGGCGGAGCCGGAGGCUGUGGCCGAUGACCUAGACGCCCUCAUCGACGACCUGGACUACCUGCCGGGCCACUUUCACCUGGAGAUGCAGUUGAACUUCGAGCCGCACUCGCCGGCGCCGCAGCGCGCCCGGGACAUGAAGCUGCAGCGGGAGGGUCUGCGGCAGGAGCUCGAGCUGGCGGCCGCCCCGCAGCGCCCCGCCGUGCGUCACCUCCUGGGCGCUUUCGCAUUCUACCUGGAGGAGCUGGACGAGGCCCGCGAGUGCUUCCUCGAGGUGACCCGCGAGCACCCGGGCAACCUCAACGCCUGGGCCAAUCUGGCACACGUGUACGGGCGGCUGGGCCAGGAGGAAGAGGAGGAGGCGUGCGCCGCGCGGCUGGCCAGCCUCAUGGGCCUGGCGGAGGAGCCCGAAGCCGCCGGGGACCCCCAGCUCCGCGCCGCUCGCUGCCUGGCGGAGCAGGGCUACGCGCACGGCUUCGACGUGGGCUGCGCCAGCCCAGAGGAGCGUGCGCGGGGGCUGGCGGCAGGCAUCGCGCUCUACGACAAGGCGCUGGGCUACGGGCAGCAGAUCCCGAUGGAGGAGAAAAGGGGCUGGUAUUUCACCAUGGCAACACUCUACAUCAGGCUAGAUGGUAUCUUCCUGGAGCUGGGCAGUGAGGAGCAGAAGAGGCUGCCCGCCUUCAACCGCACGUUGGCUCUGCUCCGGCAAGUGCUCAAGUCUGAGGACCCCCGCCACCAAGAGACCCUCUCCCACCCUUCACCCCCAGCCCUGGCCUGGUGCUACCUCGGGAUGCUGCUGGAGCGGAAUGACACCUUCUCCACCACCCCCAUGGGCGUCCAUGACUGCGGGUACUCGGGGACCGAACCUCUGGACUGCUUCGGCAAGGCCAUCGAGAUCGCCAAGAACCAGCCUCCCAUCCUGAAUCGCCUGGCCAAAAUCUUCUACUUCCUAGGAAAGCAGGAUAUGGCCAUUGGAACCUGUAACAUGGCCCUGGAUGUCCUACAAGAUCCAGAGCUCAACUGGCAGGCGUACUGCACAAGGGCCAAGAUCCACAUCAGAGCCUACCUGCACGACCUGGAGCGGGCCAAGAUGGGUCUCGGGGGCAUGCCUGACAGGAACCACCUGGCCUGUGCCAAGGCUGACCUAGAGGAAGUGGUCAGGGUGUGCCCAGGCUUCAAGGCGUACCUGGACAUCGGCCAGGUCUACUACUACAUGGGCGUGGACGCAGUGCAGGAGCUGCUGGCGGUGGACGAGGCGGCGCUGAACCAGGCGCUGGUGUUCCUGGCCAAGGCGGGCGAGUCGGAGCUGGGUGCCACGCUGCCCGAGCUGCAGCUGCUGCGCGGCAAGUGCCUGCGCAUCAAGGGCGAGGACGCCAACGCGGCGGCCUGCUUCAAGCGCGCGGUGGAGCUGGACGACGCGGGCUCCAGCCACACCGAGGGCUUCGGCUGCCUGCUCGAGGCGCUGCUGGCGCAGUGGAGCCAGGCACAGAUGAGCGACUGCGAGCUGGGCCGCGAGGUGGACGCCUGGCUACGCCGCGCCCAGGACAAGUACCCUGCGGCGCGCCUGCGCCAGGAGCUGCAGCGCGUGUGGCGCGGGCACACGGACGAGGUGCUGGGUCUGGCCCGGGCCCUGGUGGCCCAGGGACGGCUGGCGCUGGUGCGGCUGCUCUUUGAGACUAUGGAGCGCGAGGGCGAGGGCGCCAGUGCGCCGCGGGACCGCCGGGCGGUCUCCUUCUAGGAUGCGGGUGCCCAGGCCGGAGGCUCCCAGGGACCCCGCCCAGGCCCCGCCCAGCUGGUGGGACCAGGUCUGGACGGACCCCCUGCCUUAGGCUGGCCUGGGAGCGGAGCCAGUUCGAUUCUCUGUCAGGAAUUGUGAAUGGGGAUGUUGUGACACCCGGGCGGUUUGAAAUGCCCACCCAGACUGGAGGGCCUGAGAGCAGAAGAGGCUGGGAGCAGAGGUGAGAAAACACUGGGAAGCUGCCAAUUGAGGGACAGAAUUUUCUAGACAUACAGGUAAAAUAAGAUGGUUGUGAGGCUCCUGAGAGAAACAGAAGACAGUUACCUCAGUGUGUCUGUUUUCUAGUCCAGGGACUCAGUCCCUCAGGCCUGCGAGCCUGUCUUUGGACUCCCGUGGGCUUCACUCUAUCCUUAUGUGAAAGUCCCCUUUACUUUAGUUGACUGGAGUGGGGUCUGAGCUCCUGCAGCCAGAAAAGCCCUGGCUAAAGCAGAGGUCAAGACUGCACCGCUAGUGAGUUACGGAACAGCGCCCUAGCCUAAGCCUGGUCCUCCAGGCUCAUUCCUACCUCUCUGCCACUUUUCCAGCAGGCCUCCUCCUUGGUCAACUUGGCCUGAAAGGCCUCCCAAACGCUCUGAAUAGAGCCCAUCAACAGAACAUUCACUUGACUUCCCUGCUCUUGGGGGAACUAGGGGCCCCACCCUUUAGGAGGUACAACCUGCCCCCAGUCUUUUUUUUUUUUUUUUUUUUUGAGACAGAGUUUUGCUCUUGUUGCCCAGGCUGGAGUGCAA
Macaca mulatta (Rhesus monkey) is the source of this 3075-nucleotide messenger RNA. It is a transcript of the gene TTC22, whose product is annotated as tetratricopeptide repeat domain 22. Gene Ontology annotation, molecular function: protein binding. The record is from RefSeq and is a predicted model, not a curated record. Lineage: Eukaryota; Metazoa; Chordata; Mammalia; Primates; Cercopithecidae.